CUCAAGCUUGUGUACAGAAGAAGCUGCGAUUGUUUUGCUGUCCUUCUAGGCAUCUCUUUCUUUGCCUAGUACAAUUUUGACAUCCUGUGAUUUGUGCUGACAUCUCUCACUUUCGUUAAUUCAUACAAUUAAUACUCCCCGCUGAUUCACUGACAUCUAGAACAAGAGGUAGUUGAUAGUGACAAGUUGAAACUACUACUACUACUACUGCUAUUGACUUCUUGGAUAUUAUUUCGUAGAUAGUCUGUAAAAAUAGAUGAUCUGAGGGUUCAGGCCAGGUUCAUUUUUCCCUGAACCCAAUCUGGGCCUGACGUCGAAAGAGGUGCUCGACAUCCUAUUCCUACUCCGGAGGCGGACACGGAUAGUAGUUGCACAACUUGGCACACGGAUAGUAGUGGUUCUACAAGACCUCGCACAGCUCCAAGAAGUAGUCUACUAGAAGACCUCGUACAGCCCAUCAAAAAAAUAAUUUUUUGGUUCUUCUUUCAUCGAACCCUCCGAUGAUGCAGUCGGUCCCGGUGACUUUGAGCUGUCCCCUCAAGCUAGGGGAGAGCGGAAUUUCCCCUGCUUCCUUCUCCUUCGCCAACUUGCAGAUGCAGAGCGACAAAUGGCUCUGUGUCCGAGACCCGGAGAAGAACCAGGUGGUCGUCUUCGACAUGGCCAACAACUAUGCGAAAGACACGAAGCCGAUGAAAGCGGAGUUGGCGGUGAUGAAUCCGUCGAAGAAUUGGAUUGCGUUGAAAGGUAUUUAGUGGUUGUUGAGGGUUUGGAAUUUGGUAUAGUGUUGAAAACAUGGUUGGUUUAGUUCAUUUUCUUUCUUAUCAGUCUCAUAGCGACGCUAGUGAAUACAAGAAGACAAACAACUGCGAUCAAAUUUCAAUUUUCAGCGUCUUUUCUUAUUCACAGUCUUCACAACACUAGCCAACAGUCUUCACAACUCCCCAAUUUGUAGGUAAAAACGAGCAAGGCGGGGACUUCCUUCAGGUUUAUAACCUGGACACCAAGGCGAAAUUGGGUGUAUGGUCAGCGCCGGAGGAUGUCACCAUGAUGGUGUGGCUGAACGAUAACGUGUUAGGUUUGGUCUUGGCAAAGACCACGUAUCACUGGAAAGUCGAAGGCGGUGAACCAGAGAAGAUUAUGGAUAGAGCUGGUACUAUUUGGAAUUUUUGAUCUUAAGUGUGUUGCACAUGACCAUGUUGACCAUGAGCACUUUCGAAGCUCGAUCUAUUGCAUAUAUUUUGGUAACGACAGUAGAAAAUUCUAACUCUCUCCUUCUGGACGCAUGAUAAAUGUUUUGUUCUGGACGAAAAUAGAUGCAUGUGAAAUCCACCUUAUAUCGCAAACAAAGCUUAUUUUCCCACAACAUCAAUACAGAAAAACUCGCUGAAGCUGGAACUCAGAUCGUGUCCUAUGCGAUGGACCCCAAUGGCGCUUGGGCAUUGCUUUGCGGUAUUGCUACCGAAGAUAAGCGAAUCAUUGACGGUUACAUGCAGUUGUACUCGGUAGAAAGAAAGCAGCAGCAGUUGAUCCAGGGUCACGGUGGUGUUUUUGGUACGGUUUUGGUGGAUGACACCAACGUCCCAGCGACGAUCGUGACGUUUGCGAAGAGGGAGAAGGGAAGCCUGACGACGACGUAAUGCCUAGAACUUUUAGCGUUGGUCGGUUUCAGCAGCCAACAAUGUCCGCGAGAACACUCAGCGGGCCCUAACCUAACCUUGCUUGAUCAUGAAUCCAUAUCACGAUCUACAACUGUAGUUCACUGAUUUUCGAUACACGAAUCAAAUCACUUUGACCGAUUGUUACCGACCGACUUCAUCCCAGGCUGCAGAUCAACGAAGUCGGCCAGGACUGGCAGACUGCUGGACGAGGAAAGAAGCAUCAAGUAUCCAAGGACGUUCAGAUGCCUGCUGAGCAGCCCACAGAUUUCGCUUUAUCGUUGCAUAUCUCGGAAAAAUGGGGUGUCGUGUACAUGCUGACAAAGAGCGGUUUCUUGUACACUUUUGACGCGGCGACGGGUGAGAUGAUUCACCGACAACAGGUGUCGAAAUGCCCAGUUCUGAGAACGGCGUAUGCGAAGGGAAGUGGUAUUUUGAUGAAUGAUGUGCUGAUAACAAAAUAAAGCAACAGAACAUCACGACUUUCAUGUCCUUGAUCAACAACCAAAAAGAAUUAUUCAAAUUUCCUCCAAUUUUUCCCCUAAACAACCCUAAAUGCAAACCCUAAACAACAGGUGGCGUCCUCUUCAUCAACAAAGAGGGCAUGGUUUGCUCAACUGGCGUGUCGGAGCAAAAUUUGGUUCCCUACAUUUUUUCGUCGCAAAUUCCGAACAAGCAAGACAUUGGCGUAAAAUUGGCCUCUCGAUUUGGCCUUGGUGGGGCUGAGGAAAUCCUGGGAACGGAAUUCAACAGGGCGUUUGCCAUGCAACAGUACAAGGAUGCAGCUGCGAUUUGUGCCAAAGCAAAGGCUUUGAGAACGGAAACGACCAUUGAGAAGUUCCGGGUACUCGCUAUUACAGAAAUUUGUGAUGGGGUAUCUCUUCUUUCUCCGACAAGUCUGAACUCAAACGACGUUCUAUGAAUGAUUUGCUUCCGACGAGGCAGAUGAUAAUCUUUUCGAAUAUAUAACCUAAGUACUCACUUCCCACCUGUUCCCGCCUCCCAACAGAGCGCUCCCCAACCGGCCGGCCAACCCCUCCCUCUGUUGACCUAUUUCUCCACGUUGCUCGACAAAGCUGGAAAGCUAAACAAAAGCGAGAGUGUGCAGUUGUGCCAACUGGUGGUGCAGCAAGGGCGUCAUGACUUGAUUGAGAAGUGGUUGACCGCGGAGCAGCUGGAAUGCAGUGAAGAACUAGGUGACAUCAUCAAACAACUCCCGCCUCUGGCGCAGCAUGCCUUGAAAGUGUAUUACAAGGCGAGUGCGCACCAGAAAGUCAUCAAUACGUUUAUGGAAUUGGGACAAGUCGAUAAGAUUAUCGAAUACGCGAAGAAGGUAUAAAUAUUUACUGUUGGUCGACACGAUUUUGUUUGCAAUCGAAUGUUGAUGCGACUUUAUUAGGAAGGAAGAUAAUUAGAGUUGGCGCGAUAAAAAAAGUUUUCAUUCUUGAUAGAGUUCGACCAAAAUAACUUGCACUCUUGAAUACCAUACAUAAAAAUGAGAAAUGCUUCUCCCUUCUUCCGGCUUUCAGGCCAACGCGCAAGCCGACUAUUCCGGUCUCAUGCGCAACUUGGUAGCCGUAAACCCACAACAAGCGGUAGAAUUCGCGAAGUCGCUGUUAAACAACAGCCCACCCCUGACCGAUAUUCGCGCGAUUAUCGAUACCUUCAUGUCCCAGAACAGACUGCAGGAGACAACCAGCGUCAUGAUCGACUACUUGAAAGACAACAAGCCUGAGCACGCCGCACUCCAAACCGAGCUACUCAAGAUGAACUUGCUGCAGGCACCCCAAGCCGCCGAGUUGAUCUUUCAGUUGGAUACCUUCACGCACUACGACAAACAACAAAUCGCGCAGCUGUGUGAGAAAGCAGGCCUGUGGAACCGCGCGUUGCAAGGUUUCACGGAUAUCAGCGAUGUGCGUCGUGUGCUGGCCUAUGCGCCGACCAUGAAUGCGGAAUUUUUGGUAAGGAGUUGGAUUGUUGGGAUUUUGAUUUUUUGGUGGAGGCUGGCAAAAUGGAUUUUUUUGUUCCACUAAAAUUUCUUUUACUGAGUCCACUCUCUCUCGCUCUCAACCCGCCCUCCCCAACCAAACAUCCGAGGUAAACUACUGCACCAAGCUCCCCGCAGCCACUUGUCUCGAGGUUAUGGGCGAUCUGAUGAAGAACCGCCACCAGAACUUGAAUGUUGUGGUUCAAGUCGCGAUCAAGUGCCAUCAGCAAAUUGGUGCCGAAGCGCUGAUCGAAAUGUUCGAGUCCUUUUCCUCCUUCGAAGGCGUUUUCUACUUUGUUGGCGCGAUCUCCUCCCAGAUCGGCGAAGGCCAUCCGGAAGUCAUCUACAAGUACAUUCAGGCAGCUUCGCGAUUGGGCAAUGUGCAGGAAGUAGAGCGAGUGUUGAAGGACAAUCCGAAAAGCUACGAUCCGGUUAAGGUGAAGGAUUUCUUGAAGGGAGAAAAGCUGCCGGAUCCAAGGCCUCUCAUUUACGUCUGCGAUCUUCACGGAUUCAUCGAGGAACUCGCGACUUACUUGUACUUCAAUAGGUUUUAUUUAGUAGAUCAUGUUUGGAUUUCAUUGCCAUCAACUACCAAGAUGGGUUUAUUUUGAGACCAAAAAAUCUCUGCAUCAUGAUGACUGUCGUCAGAACCUCAUCAAUUCUAUGGAGUGUCAAGCUACAACAUCUGCUCUGUGCGGGGUAUGUUACCGCACGGGGUGGCUUGACGUUCCUAUAUCAAAGAUCUCCGGAGUUUCUUAACCUCGCCGACUUUCUAUGAUGGCUGCGGUUGCUUAGCUCUGGGACAAUCCUAAAAGAUUCAAACAGAAAGACAUUUCUUAUAGUAAUCACUCAAGAUGUUGGAACCUUCGUUGCCUGACGUAGUGAUGAUCUCAACAUCUCCUUUUCCCUGAACAGGUACAACAACCAGCUCCUCAAGUACAUUGAGGUUUACGUGGUCAAGGUGAACCCCCUGAACACGCCCCUUUUCGUGGGUACUCUGAUCGAUCUCGACUGCUCUGAGGACUUCAUCAAGCAAUUGCUUCAGUCUGUUAGAUCCGCGUGCCCCGUCGAACCCCUGGUCCAGGAGUGUGAACGCCGCAACAGACUCCGGCUCUUGCAGCCGUGGUUGGAAGCUCGUGUUUCGGAGGGCAAUCAGGAAAAAGCGUUGCACAACGCGUUGGCGAUGAUCUGCAUUGAGACUGGUCGAGACCCAGAGAACUUCUUAAAAAACAACCACUUCUACGACAGCCACGUGGUGGGAAAGUUCUGCGAGGAGCGCGACCCGCAUUUGGCUUACACAGCAUACAAGCGCGCAUGGGCGCAGUGCGACGACGAGUUGGUGAAUUUAUGACGAGUAUUCAUAUCCCCAUUGAAAACUGAUUCGUAAAAGCAUAGCUUUCUUCAUUCUUCUUCUCACAAAGUCGCCAAAGCACUUGAAUAGAGACUCUCCGAGUAGUGUACUCAGGAUCCUUCUCUUAUUUUCCUACUUCUUUAAAGACUGACAUCGACAUCCAUAGUUUUCAUUCUUCUCCCCACAAAUAACCUCUAAUCUGCGUAACCAACAAGAACGGCCUUUUCAAGCUGCAAGCCAAGUAUCUUGUCGAGCGUAAGUCUGCUGAACUGUGGGGCAAGGUCCUCGACCCGGAAAACGAGUUCCGACGCAAAAUGAUUGACCAAACCAUCUCUUCCGCACUGCCAGAGUCCAGCAACCCAGAUGAAGUCUCUGUCACUGUGAAGGCGUUUAUUUCCGCCGAAUUGCACUCAGAGUUGAUCGAGUUGCUGGAAAAAAUCGUGUUGCACAGGUCCGAAUUCGCCAACGCCAGAAACCUGCAGAAUCUGCUGAUUUUGACAGCGAUUCGAGCGGACCCGUCGCGCGUCAUGGACUACAUCAACCGACUGACGAGUUACAACGGACCGGAAAUCGCGAAAGUUGCGUUGGGACCAGAGUACAAGCUCUACGAGGAAGCGUUCGUCAUUUACAAGAAGGUACUACUGUCCGAGUUUUGAUUGUACUUGUAGCUCGGCUUCAAUCAGCUGGAUAUUUCCACUGAACAAGGCAGACUCAGAUUAAAAAUGUUCGUAUCGCGAGGAAUAUAGACCCAGGUCCCAAAAAAAAACAUCACCUUGCUACAGGAUGAAUGAAUGAAUGUACCCACUCUAGGGGUUAAAACGUUAGUCCCUCUCAUGGUGCGAAUUCUAAUACAUCCCUCUACUUCAUCCCCGAUCCUCAGGCCGACAUGCAUCCUGAGGCAAUGGAUGUUCUAUUGAUUAAUAUCGAGUCUCUCGAUCGUGCCGCUGAGUACGCAGCCCGCGUCAACGAGGGCGCAGUGUGGAGCAAACUCGGUAAAGCGUACCUUGAAGCCGGCUCGACCGCGGAAGCCAUCGACAGCUACAUCAAAGCCCAAGAUGCCAGCGACUACUUAGAGGUCAUCGCAGUUGCGUCUCGACAGGGCAACUUCGACCAACUGACGACCUACCUGAAAAUGGCGCGUACCAAGCAAAAGGAUCAACAUUUGGAUAGCGAAUUGGUCUACUCUUUUGCGAAGACCGACAACUUAGCGGACUUGGAGGAAUUCGUAUCUGGGACAACGACCGCGAACUGUCAGAUGAUCGGAGAUCGAUUAUUUGAGGAGGGAAACUAUAAAGCAGCCAAACUCUUGUUCCAAACCAUUGGAAACAACGCGAAACUGGCUAGUUGCCACUUGAAACUAGAGGAAUACACGGCGGCAGUAGAAGCGGCGAAAAAGGCGAAUAACCCGAAGGUAGUUUUAGUUAUGAUUCGAGAUUUGUUUGUGCUGGCUCUUUUGACGUCUGAAGUUCCGAAAGGCUACGUGGAUACAACUCUCUUCAUUCGAACUUUCCCACCAUCGAAUUCUAUUUCCACUCACCACACCAACCAGGUCUGGAAAGAGGUCAACCUCGCGUGCGUCGCUGCGCAAGAGUUCCGGUGUGCCUCUAUCGCUGGUAUGUCGAUCAUCGUACACCCCGACCACCUUGAAGAACUCAUUGCUCAGUAUGAGAAGCACGGUUAUUUCGAGGAAUUGAUCCAGCUUUUGGACCAAGGCCUCAACGCGGAGCGAGCACAUGUGGGUAUGUUCACCGAACUAGCGAUCUUGUACUCGAAGUACAAGCCGGAAAGGCUGAUGGAUUUCAUCAAAAUGAACACACAAAAGUGCAACAUCCCGAAAGUGAUCCGAGCAUGCGAGAGGCACAACCAUUGGGAAGAAGCGGUAAUGCCUUUGAUUAGUUGGCUGGUGUCUUUGAAAUUUUAGCUUGAGAUUGAUCCCUAGAAGUUGUACUACCAGAAGAUCGGAGUUUUAUACUCAGUGCUCCAACUACCACAAGGAGACGCAAAUUGAUACCUUCCCUACAAACAGGUCCACCUCUACACGCAUUACGACGAGUACGACAGCGCUGCCUCCUGCAUGAUGCAACACUCCCCAGUCGCCUUUUCCCACGACCAAUUCCUUUUCGUCAUCUACAAGGUCGCCAACACCGAACUCCUCUAUCGCGCCAUCAGCUUCUACAUCGAAGAACAACCUUUGCUUUUGGAUGCUCUUCUUAAGCAGAUUGAGAGCAAGGUAGACCACGCCAGAGUAGUAUCGCAGUUGCGCACUUUGGGCCACUUGCCCUUGAUUCAGCCCUAUUUGAAGCAAGUGCAAGUCCACAACAUCCAAGCAGUGAACGAGGCUUUGAACGACCUGUAUUUAGAAGCCGAGGACCACGAGUCGUUGCGAAAGAGCAUCGAGGAGCACGAAAACUUAGACCAGUUGGCUUUUGCGGCGAAAUUAGAGGGUCAUGAGUUGUUGGAGAUGCGAAGGAUCGCGGCAUUGUUGUACAAGAAGAACAAGAAGUACGGAAAAGCUAUAGAGCUCUCGAAAAACGACAAGAUCUACAAGGAUGCGAUGGAAACGGCAAGAGACAGUGGAAACCAAGACUUGGCGUUGGAACUGGUAUACUAGGAUUUGAAGUUAUAGUUGGUCUUCAAUGUUAGCUGGUCUUCAAUCAUGUAGUCCUUUUCUUUGGAACACUUGUUGAUGCCGUACCUCUUCAUACUACACUACACUACACAAACACACAGAUCCAGUACUUCAUCGAAAGUGGCGACAAGGAGUGCUUCUCCGCUAGUUUGUUCACUUGUUAUCAACUUCUAAAGCCGGAUAUAGUGAUGGAACUUGCCUGGAGGAAUAAGAUGAUGGAUGCGGCAAUGCCAUACAUGAUUCAGGCAAUGAAGCAGUACACGACAAGAAUCGAUGGGCUGGACAAGAAAGUGGAGAAGUUAAGAUCUGUUUCGAACUUGUUUCAUGUCUUUCUUUGAAGUGAAAUAGUUUCUUGAAUUCUAAGGCCAAUGUGAUUGUUUCAUGUCUGAUUUGGAGACUUUCGAACUUGUUUCACAGAUAAGUGAAAGUGGAGAGUUUCGAACUUGUUUCAUUUAACAUCUGAUAUCUUUGAUUAGAGAAGCUUGAAAAACUGUAGGUAGGUUUUCUGGAGUUACCUAGAACUAGAAGGUGGACUCAGAUGUCUUUUCGUGAAUCCUUCACUUACGCAAUGACUCCUCAACAUUUGACCACUGAGUACAAAUACUUUUCCCCAACCUCUAAUCCCCAACGAGGAGGAAAAAGAGAAGCAGAAGAGUGCCAACAACGACUUUGUAGCAGACUAUGGCAUGGGCCCUGGCAUGCCAGGUAUGGGCGGCCCAGCUGGCUUCGGCCACUUAGCCAUUGGGAAUGCGCCCUUUCAGCCACCAGCAAACGGCAUGAUGGGCGGCGGCAUGGGUGGAGGUAUGAUGGGAGGAGGCAUGGGAGGUAAUCCGAUGAUGAUGUAA
Molecule: messenger RNA, 8467 nt
Organism: Amoebophrya sp. A25
Lineage: Eukaryota; Dinophyceae; Syndiniales; Amoebophryaceae
Source: the annotation of a GenBank genome assembly